Penicillium atrosanguineum is the source of this 945-nucleotide messenger RNA. RefSeq names its product phosphatase PAP2 family protein. Gene Ontology annotation, molecular function: phosphatidate phosphatase activity. The coding region runs from base 1 to 945 and encodes 314 amino acids. The record is from RefSeq and is a predicted model, not a curated record. NCBI's taxonomy places the organism in Eukaryota, Fungi, Ascomycota, Eurotiomycetes, Eurotiales, Aspergillaceae. Gene Ontology annotation, biological process: phospholipid metabolic process. The transcript is spliced from 4 exons.
AUGUCCCAAAGCUCGGGCAAUGGGCCCCUCCCGGUCCUUCACCGGGUUGGCCUCGCGGGGGCCCUGGCUCGCUUUGGCCAGCGCUCUUAUGCGGCCGACUACAUCGCGUUGGGGUUCCUGGCAUUGGGCUGGGUCCUGAUCCAAUUUAUGGACCCCUUCCACCGCAUGUUUUCCCUCGACAACAAGGCCAUCAUGUACCCAUUCGCCGUCCAUGAGCGAGUUCCUGUUGUAUGGUCAAUCAUAAUUGCCGGUGUGAUACCCUUCAGCAUUAUCCUCGUUUGGUCCGCCAUGUUGCGUCCCGGGGUACAAAAGACGCAAGUCACGGUGCUCGGGCUAUUGGUCGCUCUGAUGUUGACAUCUUUCCUCACGGAUUUGAUCAAGAAUGCAGUGGGGAGACCUCGUCCAGACCUAUUAUCACGUUGCAAACCCGCCCGGGGCACGUCAGCCAAUGUGCUGGUCGCAUGGACUGUCUGCACCGAGUCCAACCAACAAAUUCUACAAGAAGGCUGGCGCAGCUUCCCCAGUGGACACAGUAGCUUCUCAUUUGCCGGCCUUGGCUAUUUCUCACUCUUCAUCUGCGGCCAGAUGCAUGUUUUCCGCCCGAGGACGGACCUCAGCCGGUGCCUUCUGGGGCUCUUUCCCCUGCUGUGUGCGCUUAUGGUUGCUAUCUCACGUCUAGAUGACUACAGGCAUGACGUGUGGGAUGUGACUUGCGGUGGACUUCUGGGUAUGCUCGUGGGCUGGUUCUCCUAUCGCCGUUACUACCCACCUCUGCGAUCCGUUACCUGUGAUGAGCCUUGGAACAAGUCUGAAUCUUCAAGUAUAGAAGGGUUUGCUAGGCUGAAUGAUGAGGAACAGGCUCUAUCGCGGCCGUUCAUCCCUCGGGGUAACCCCGAAGAAACCUUCCAACUAGAGGAUACCAUGGGUGCCGACAGUGGCCACUAG